Solanum verrucosum is the source of this 577-nucleotide messenger RNA. Its product is annotated as putative RING-H2 finger protein ATL71. The record is from RefSeq and is a predicted model, not a curated record. The transcript has a single exon. Bases 31 to 570 code for a protein of 179 amino acids. Lineage: Eukaryota; Viridiplantae; Streptophyta; Magnoliopsida; Solanales; Solanaceae.
AUCCUCCAUUUUUUUCCCUUCUACUCCAUCAUGAACAAUACAAUUAUGGAAGAUAGUGAAGGUCCAAAUGAUGUUGAGUUAAGUGAAGAAACUUUUGGAAAAAAUUAUGGCUAUGGAAUUGGAUUUUCACUUGGUGUCCUAAUAUUAUUUUCAGUCAUGGCUUAUGCUUCUUACUUAUGUAUCCAAUCGCGAUCGCGAUCGCGCAACAAUUCUAACAUGCCUAAUAAUAAUUCUUCAUCAUCUUCUUCUCAUGGUAGCUCUACAAUUGUUGGUGAUGAAUUGGUUUUUGUUCAACAAGGUAUUGAUGAAGAAAUUUUGAGAAAUUAUCCAAAGUUAUUAUAUUCUCAAGCAAAAGUUCAUUAUUAUCAUAAAGAGGAUAAUAAUAAUAAUAUUGAUGAUGAUAUUGUUGCCUCCGGAUGUUCUAUUUGUUUGGGUGAUUAUAAAGACAAUGAUAUGUUAAGAUUAUUGUCUAAUUGUGGUCAUAUUUUUCAUGUUAAAUGUAUUGACCCUUGGUUAAGGCUUCAUCCAACUUGCCCAAUUUGUAGAAAUUCUCCACUUCCAAUGAAAUAAUAAAGUU